Molecule: messenger RNA, 399 nt
Organism: Lactuca sativa (garden lettuce)
Lineage: Eukaryota; Viridiplantae; Streptophyta; Magnoliopsida; Asterales; Asteraceae
Source: RefSeq, a predicted model, not a curated record
AUGGAUUAUGUUGCGAUUCUUGGCUUGGGGCAAUUGGAUAUGGCUGGUCUUAGGCUCAUGUGCGCUUUUAAUGAUGGUGACAAUCUUAUGGAUGGUGUUGGAUAUGAUGGUGGUGCAAUUGUUCUUGGUGUAUAUAUGGGCGUUGGUGGUGAUGUCAAUGAUGAUGGCGUUGCUGGUGGUGCUGGUGUAAGCGGUAGUGAAGGUGGUCCUGGUGGAGGAGGCGAUAGUGGCGGUGAAGGUGUUAUGUGUGGUGCUGAUGGUACUGGUGGAGGCGGCAAUGAAGUCGGUGUUGAUGGUGCUGGUGGAAACGGAGAUUAUGGCGGUGAAGGUGGUGUUGAUGGUGCUGGUGGUAGCAACUGUGAAGGCGGUGUUGAUGGUGCUGGCGGAAGUAAUAUUUGA